Capsella rubella is the source of this 1294-nucleotide messenger RNA. RefSeq names its product acyl-protein thioesterase 2. The record is from RefSeq and is a predicted model, not a curated record. The coding region runs from base 330 to 1097 and encodes 255 amino acids. Lineage: Eukaryota; Viridiplantae; Streptophyta; Magnoliopsida; Brassicales; Brassicaceae. The transcript is spliced from 9 exons. Gene Ontology annotation, molecular function: hydrolase activity.
CUUUUUUACAUUUCUUUAAUCUUAUUUAAGCACUUCUUUUUCCAUGGAUGCAUCCUCUAUACGUCUAUGGUUGUCUCCUUUCAUUCCCUUUCGAGUAGUUUUGGUUAGCUGUUGCACACAUUGAAGCAUCUCAUAGUGAAUGAUUCAGAUUCACUUCUUUUCUUUUAUUCCACAUUUCCACAUCAACGCCUUUAAAUUUGGUGUAUAAAUACCCCAUUGCCUUCUCAUAUUUUUUAGCAUCAUCUCUUGUUUGUGUUUUGAAUCUUGAAAGCUCUCUCAGAAGUAAAACUACAAAACCUUUAGAGGAGACAAAUACACUUGAACAACAAAUGAGUUAUUCUCGUCAAAGCAUGGCUUCUGGUAGUAGAAAUGCAAGGGGCUACGAAUUUGGAAGGACUUAUGUCGUGAGGCCUAAAGGAAAGCAUCAAGCCACUCUAGUUUGGCUUCAUGGUCUUGGUGACAAUGGGUCUAGCUCAUCUCAGCUCAUGGAAAGCUUACGUCUUCCAAAUAUCAAAUGGAUUUGUCCAACCGCUCCUUCGCGUCCUGUUACAAGUCUUGGUGGAUUUACCUGCACUGCUUGGUUUGACGUCGGGGAAAUUUCUGAAGACGGCCAUGAUGAUUUUGAAGGUUUAGAUGCAUCAGCUUCACAUAUUGCUAAUCUUUUGUCCGCUGAACCAGCAGAUGUUCAAGUGGGCAUAGGUGGUUUUAGCAUGGGAGCAGCAAUAUCUCUCUACUCCGCGACUUGUUAUGCUCUUGGACGUUAUGGAACUGGCCAUGCUUAUCCUAUUAACCUACGAGCUGUUGUAGGACUCAGCGGCUGGCUUCCUGGUUGGAAGAGCUUAAGGGGUAAAAUAGAAUGUUCAUAUGAGGCUGCAAGGCGUGCUGCAUCGUUACCAAUCAUACUUACACAUGGGACUUCCGAUGAUGUGGUUCCUUAUAGGUUCGGAGAGAAGUCUGCGCAGUCUCUUGCCAUGGCUGGAUUUCGACAAGCCAUGUUUAAACCAUAUGAAGGACUUGGUCACUAUACUGUUCCCAAAGAAAUGGAUGAGGUUGUUCACUGGCUCACAACGAGGCUCGGGCUUGAGGGCUCGCGCUAAAAUUUUACAAAACUACGAUGCAUCUAGCUAUAUAUAGAGGCGAUAUGGUCGAGUAUAAGAUCACAAAUAAUAACUGGGAACGGAAAGGCAUUGGUGGAAAGCAUGAAUGAAAUUAGUGUAGACUUGAGAUAUACUAGUAGAAUGUAUGUAUAAUGGGUUGGGUUUCUUGGGGUAUAUAUAUAUAUAUUUAUUGUUCA